Molecule: messenger RNA, 618 nt
Organism: Iphiclides podalirius (scarce swallowtail)
Lineage: Eukaryota; Metazoa; Arthropoda; Insecta; Lepidoptera; Papilionidae
Source: the annotation of a GenBank genome assembly
AUGCGGCAGAGAGCGCGCGGCGGCCGUGGUGCUCGCAGCCGGCGGCCUGCGAAGCGGAGGGCGGAGCGGGGCGGGGGGCGCCCGCCGCCGCCGAGAUGCGGGCGCUGCUCAGCUACUCACAGCCCGCGCAGCCCGACGAGCUGCUGCUGGCCGUCGCCGCCGGAGCCAGCCACGCAGCCGCAGGGCGUGCUGCAGCGCCUGGUGCGGCGGCUGACGCGCGUGUGGGUUCGCUGCGACGAGGCGCAGGCGCUCGCCAAGCUCACAGAGGAACUCUCGAGGCGCCACUACCGCUGGCGCUAUCUGCACCCGCGCAUGCUGGCGGUGGAGUGCGGCGGCGAGGAGCGCAUGCGCGUGUGGGCGGUGCGCGCGGCGGUGGCGGGGGGCGCGGGGGGCGCGGGCGGCGGCGAGGCGCGGGUCGUGCUCGAGUUCCGGCGCUCGCGCGGCUGCGGGCUGCAGUUCAAGCGGCGCUUCGUCGAGCUGCGCGCCGCGCUCCAGCCGCUCGCCGCGCCGCCGCCGCCCUGCGCUCACUCGGCGGAGCUCGACGUCCCGCUCGAUGCCCCGCUCGACACCCCGCUCGACACCCCGCUCGACGCGCACCUCGAACCUAUGGACCAAACC